GCGGCCCUUUAAAUUAUUAUAAAGCCGUAAGUGGGUAGCCGUGUUUAAGGAAGAGAGCUUUAUACGAAGGUUACUUCCUUAGCUAGGUGGCAUGGUUUUAGCUCACCAUGUUGUGCGUGUGUUUAACAGAACACGAAGCUAUUUUCCUACUGGAAAACUUAUAUAUGGGUUUUCACAAAAAAAAGGUCACCAGCUCAUACCAGCAACAUUGAGUAGACUUGAGCAUUCGUACCAGGUUGGUGAAGAAGGACCAAAACCUAAAAAUUGGUUUAUGAAAGUCCUUGAUACAAUUACAUUUCAAGAGGAAGAAAAGAUUGUUUCUGAAGAAGAAAUGAAAGUCAGAAAAGAACUUCUUGAGAAGAUUCAAGCAUGUUAUUAUAAAAAGCCACCUGAAGUUCCUGGCAUUAAGUUAUAUAAUGAAACCUUUGAGAUGCUUAUGAAGUACAAUGAUUGGAGAGGUGUAGAGCAGCUGCUCGAACUUGCAGAACGUGAAGGAGUUCAUCUUGAAGAUGAAAUGAUGGACAAGCUUGACGAUUACUUGCUUAACGUGAAGGAGAAGAAACGCAUAUGGUAGUGUGCGUGAAACAACUGAAUAAAUAGAAGAAAUAAGAAGUUGCUAAAUGUGUGAAUAUUUUAAACAGUCAUCCGUUUCAAUAUUAUUGAUAAAUAAUUUUUAUUCUAAUAAAAAUUAUUUAUUGUGUA
Messenger RNA from Hydra vulgaris (swiftwater hydra), 702 nucleotides. RefSeq lists its product as uncharacterized. NCBI's taxonomy places the organism in Eukaryota, Metazoa, Cnidaria, Hydrozoa, Anthoathecata, Hydridae. The record is from RefSeq and is a predicted model, not a curated record.